AUGAAAAUCACAUCUGCGAAGCAAAGAAGUGCCAUCCAUGAUAAAAUGGAGAGGUUGCUUUUAGUUUGGAUAAAUGAACGGGAAAUUAAACGAGAUGUAACUAGUAUGCCUUUCAUUCAAGAGAAGGCUAGAAAAUUUUUUGAGAAAUUGAAAGAACAAUCUCCAGCUAUUCGUAUCAUUCAAAAGGCGUGGUCAGAAGUCACACAGCGACAAUUGAUUUCUGUUUGGCGGAAGCUGUGUCCAUCCUUCGUUCAAGGAGAUGGAGAUGAUCAUGGAGACAUCCCUGAAAUUAUGGAUGAAAUUUCGACAACUGCUAGAGAUCUGGAAUUGGAGGUGAACGAGGAUGACACAGAAGAGCUCAUAAUGGGACAUGAAGAUGAACUGACGACAGAAGAACUCCAAAAAAUUCUGAAUGAAGAACACCAAGAAACACAGCGAAAUGUGUCUCCUUCUGAACAAGAGGAAGACGAAAGAGGACCAAUGCCGACAUCUGCCAUUAAAGAUCUUUUGAAAAAGUGGGAGGAUGUCAGAGCAAUGGUCUUAGAAUGGCACCCAAAUAAAGCUGAUCAAAAAGAGAGCUUUUGGAAUCAAAUUGUUCAAACACAUUGCAGUGGUUUAGAUAUUGGAGUAGUAUUUGUCGUGGAAAUGCCUUGCAGAUACAAUUUAAUUUUCAUUCUGGUUUCAUCCGUUGUCUAUUGCCAUGGAUUUGACUUUGGAAAAAUUAUUAAAAACGCACGUGAACAGGCGAUCAUAGCAAUGGGUGAUUCUUAUGUAGGAUGUUUUAUCCACCAAUAUUGUGAUUGUGAAUUAACUGCAGAAGAAUUAACGUGCUUCGAUUAUUGGCAUAGAGAUACUUGGAACACUUAUAGAGUAUUGUGGAAUGCAGAGUGUGAAUUUAAAGAUAGAUACGUUUUCCCGGAAUGGAAAAAUGUUUCUUUAUCUACUGAUAUAUUGAUACCCUUGGUCUGCAACAACAGAGACUCGACGAAAAAAUGCCUUUUGAAAACAGUUAGCACAAUUCUAGAUUAUAAUGGCAAGCUUGAAAAAGAAAAAAAUUCUCCUAGCCGUAGGGAGGAAUUUGCUGGCAUGGAAAAAUAUUUGACUUGUCUCAAGGCAAUCAUGACCUCUUGCAUGGCGUUUCCAUAUUAUUGCAAGAG
Parasteatoda tepidariorum (common house spider) is the source of this 1157-nucleotide messenger RNA. RefSeq lists its product as uncharacterized. Lineage: Eukaryota; Metazoa; Arthropoda; Arachnida; Araneae; Theridiidae. The record is from RefSeq and is a predicted model, not a curated record.